CUGUGGGUUGUCUGAGUGAGCUGCUUUCUCUUUGUCUGAAUACACGGUCGAGCACAGGUGGUCUGCAUGAGAUUUGCGAGUUUCCAGGUUCAGGGGGAUUACAGGGGGUCGGAGUGUGUGGCUUUCCAGGAGUCGUGCGUGGUGUGGAUGUGUGUGUGUGAGAGUGUGUCGAUGUGUAUGAGGUUGUAAGUUGUCAGUUGGAAGGUCUAAUGGCGGUCUGUGUGUCGGCCUUCCUCUUGGCAUGUGCUGUGGUGUGUGUGUUGGGUCAGUCGUGCCAGUCUGACCAGUUUGAGUGUGUGAGCGGAGAGUGUGUGUUGGAGAAGUAUGUGUGCGACUUCAGUGAAGACUGUCAGGAUGGAAGCGAUGAAAAAAAUUGUACGUAUUUUGAGAGGUGUGACUUUGAGGAUGGACUUUGUGGUCUUCAAGCAAGAUCCUUAGAUCACAUCUGGACUCCAGGCUCAUGUGAGACUGGUCCUGGACCUGCCUUAGACCAUAACAGCAAUCCUGCAGGACACUUCCUGUACAUGCACUCUGAAAAUGGAAAGAUAGUCACUGCAUCAAUAUCUAGUCCAUCAUUUCAGCCUACAGAAUCCUGCAGGAUGACAUUUUGCCAUCAUAUUGGGCAGCUGGGUGGGGAGCUGAAGGUCUUGAUUGAGUCUAUACCUUCAGGACAGCAGACGCAAAUCUGGAUUGAGACCAAACCAAAUUCUGAACCACCCAAAUAUUCCUGGAGUAGAUCAUCAGUCACAUUUAGUCACAGUGAGGAGUUUCAGGUUGUGAUUCUUGGACUGAUCUUUGACAGCAGCAGUUCUACUGCCGUUAUUGCCUUUGAUGAUCUGUCCUUCAGCCAAGGCUGUGUGCUGAGUUCAGUGGGAAUGUUUCCCCCCUCUUUACGUCCUUCUCAGUUUGACUGUGGGGCAGGAGUGUGUGUGGAUGCAGAGAAAGUGUGUGACUUCACUCUGGACUGCCCACAUGGAGAAGAUGAGGCUGACUGUCCUGCACAGUGUGACUUUGAGACGGACUCAUGUGGUUGGCAGGAGUUCGCUCCAAGAGAUGAUUUUGACUGGACCAGAAGCUCACCUGUGGAAGUCCCCGCAAACGUCCAACAUCAGGCACCUCCCAAUGACCACUCUACCAACAGCAGCAGUGGCCAUUUUAUGUUUGUCCUGAGGUACAGCAGCAGUUUUUCUCAGCGCGCUUUACUUCGUAGCCCCACAUUCCAGCAAUCAGGCUCCAACUGUACCAUGACCUUCUGGCAUUACAACGCUGGUCUGUCUGUUGGUACUACCAGCAUGAAUCUCCGAGUUGAGAGCACAGACAACCGCACUGUCCUGUGGCAGACAUUCUAUCACCAAGGAAACCUCUGGCUGCCAGUGACAGUGCAGAUUGGCCGGCAGACCAGUCCCUUCCAGAUAUCGGUGUCCAAGUUGAGUCUGGGUGUGUACGAUGGCAUCUCAGCCCUGGAUGACAUUACUUUUCAUAACUGCUCGCUGCCAGCAGCUAUGGACGAGUGUCCCUCUCCUGACCACUUCCACUGUAAGCGCAGCCGAGCGUGUGUGGAGCGCCUCCAGGUCUGCGACCUUGUGGAUGACUGUGGAGAUGGAACGGAUGAAGAAAACUGCUCCUCAGAGCUGAUGUGCGAUUUUGAAGAAGGAUUAUGUAGCUGGACUCAGGAUGAAGGAGGAGACAUCUUUGACUGGAGCCUCAUCCAGGGCCCCACGCCCUCUCCCAAAACAGGCCCCUAUAAGGACCACACGUUGGGCAGUGUGAACGGACAUUACCUGUACAUCGAGUCCUCCGCUCCUCAAGAGUUUAAAGACACGGCUGUCCUCAUCAGCCGACCCUUCCAGCCCACUGCCCUCGGAGAUCAUGACGCUGGGCCUCCGUGUGUCUUCCGCUUCCACUACCACAUGCUGGGCAGACACGUUUUCCGGCUUGCCGUCUACCUCCGCACCAAGAGUGGGGGGCGGGGCCAGAUGCUGUGGGUUCGCUAUGGCGAACAGGGCAACCUUUGGCACAGAAAGACGCUGUACCUCAACAGUGCACGACCAUUCCAGAUUCUAGUGGAGGGCACAGUAGGAGAUGACUUUAUGGGAGAUAUUGCCAUCGAUGACCUGUCCUUCUUGGGCUGUGAGCCAUAUGAAGGCACACUCCCAUCGGUGGAGUCCAGCACAGCAGCUCCUCCCCCUGCUCUUUCCCCAGCGACCCCUCACAGCUGUCCGUUGGGCCAGUUUGUGUGCGGGGCUUACGGAGAGUGUGUAAGCCAGAGUCAGGUGUGUGAUUUCAGACUGGACUGCUCUGAUGGCUCUGAUGAAAAGAACUGUGUCAUGGAGCAGUGUGAUUUUGAGGGUGGAGUUUUAUGUGGGUGGGAUCUGGAAAGCCCUGCCCCUCCGGUGCCACUCCAUACUUUCCGCUGGCAAACAGGACAGGGGGAAACUAUGCACUACGGAGAGCAAUUUCAUCGGCCUGCUAAUGACCAUACACUUGGCACUGUAGAAGGUUGGUAUAUGUAUGCGGACAGCUCUAAUGGAGGAUAUGGCCACACUUUUGAUCUCUUGACUCCGCUUAUCACUGCCACUGGGCCCCAGUGCACCAUGGAGUUCUGGUACUACAUGAGUGGCUUCACUGUGGGAACACUACAGGUUUUUAUCAAGUCUGCUAAUGUCACACAUGAGAUGUGGUCCAUAACUGGUAACCAAGGCAGCCGCUGGAUGCGUGGCAAGGUGUUCAUAGGAAUUCGACACAAUUUCCAGGUGAUCCUGCGUGCUAAGCGAGGUGUUAGCUACAUGGGUGAUGUGGUGGUUGAUGAUGUUGCCUUUAUAGACUGUGCCCCUCCCAUCAUCUCUGGUCUUCCCUGCCAAAAGGACGAGUUUGCUUGUGCUAAUGGUCACUGCAUCCCUCAGGGGAACCUUUGUGACUUUAUUGACCACUGUGGAGAUGCCUCAGAUGAGAACCACUACAUCUGCAAGGGCAUAAGUGACCAAUGCAAUUUUGAAUUUGAUCUUUGCUCCUGGAGACAGCUGAAGACUGACAAUUUUGAUUGGAAAAUGAAAACAGGAAGAACUUCCACUUAUGGUACUGGCCCAUCCACUGACCACACGCUGCGCAACUCAUCAGGACACUACCUGUACCUGGAGAACUCCUUUCCCCAGCAUGUAGGAGAUAUAGCUCGAAUCUCCGGACCAAUUUUCAGCCACCGCAGCAGGGAGUGCAAGAUGGUGUUUUACCUCCACAUGUCUGGAGAGGGCUGUGGUACUUUAAGUGUGUAUCUGACCACAAUGUUCUCCCACUCCCUCCUGCUUGACCUCAGUGUCAUCAAGGGCAACUAUUGGAUACGACAGGAAGUGCCCCUGUCCUCUACUGAGCAUUUCCAGAUCAUGAUUGAGGGCAAGGUGGGCCGGAACAGAAGAGGUGACAUCUGCCUUGAUGACAUCACUUUCUCACCCGGCUGUCUCCUUAGCAACAAUCCCAUGCCAGACUUGCCCCCUCCUCUACCCUUUGGCUCCUGUCCACAAGGCUUACUUCGCUGUGAAAAUGGUGGCUGUUUUAAACCCGAGCAGUCUUGUGAUUUUAUUGAUAACUGUGGGGAUAACUCUGAUGAAAAGGAGUGUGGGACGUCUUGCUCGUUUGAAAACGGACGCUGUGGCUGGAAGAGUUCUCCAACAGACAAAUUUACUUGGAUGUUGGGUACAGGCUCAGCCCAUAGCAUCAGACCACCACAUGAUCACACGCUGAUGGAUGAAAAUGGUCACUUUGUGUAUAUAUCGGCCACUCCAAUAGGUUUAAAGGGGGAUAAAGCUCAUAUGAGGAGUUCUGUAUGGAAAGAGUCCAGUGCCACCUGUAAACUGAGGUUCUGGUACUUCAUUUCCCACAAGGCAACAGGAGCCAUCCGGCUCUUCUUAAAGACAGAGAAUGAGCUGAGGGAGGUGUGGAUGGAGGAGAGGAUGAUACACGAGUGGAGGAGAGCGGAGGUGCCUCUGAGGAACCUGAGGAACUUUGAGCUGAUCUUUGAGGCGGUGAGGGCCAAAGACGUGAGUGGCGGAGCGGCUCUGGAUGACCUGGAGUUUAUUGACUGCGCCCGCAGUGUCAUCCACCCUGGCUCCUGCCCUGCAGCUACAGAUUUUGUGUGUAACAACGGAGAUUGUAUCGAUUCCAGUCUAGUGUGUGAUAAUAAGGGCGAUUGUGCUGAUAGGUCUGACGAACUGGACUGCACUGGCCUGGUAGGAGCCUGUAACUUUAACAUGCCUGAGGACCAGUGGGAGCAGGAGUGCCAGCUGCAGCAGGACCAGAAUGAUACUUUUGACUGGCAGAUCGGUCGAGGUCAGAUGAGUCAAGGAACUGGACCCUCUGCUGACCACAGCCCUGACGGGUCAGGGGGAUACCUGUAUGUGAACUCGGCCGUGCAGCGAGAGGGGGACGUUGCCAGGGUAACCACCCAGCAGGAGUUUCCCACCAGCAUUGGUGUGUGCCAUCUGCGAUUCUGGUUCCACAUGUACGGCUCUAAACGCAUGGGUACACUGAAGGUGUACACAGAGGGUACAAGCGGUGUUCCCUUGCUGAUGUGGGCGGCCAGCGGUAACCAUGGAUGCAGCUGGCGCUAUGCUAACGUGGUCCUGUCCAACCCGUUGCCCUUCAGAGUGACCUUUCAGGCAGAGGUGGGAGGGGACCAGCAGACAGACAUCGCCUUGGAUGACCUUUCCUUCACCCAGUCAUGCACCAUAGGAGCCCCUGUCACCUCCAUCCCGCCAACAUGUGACCCGGGAUACUUCCAGUGUGUGUACCUGUUGGAGUGUGUGCCACUGAGCUGGCGUUGUGACGGCGAGGUGGACUGUGUGGACCGCUCGGAUGAGGAGGAGUGUGUGAGUGUGGUGCCGGGGACUGUGCCCCCCCAGACUGGCUGUGAGGACAGACAGUUCCGCUGCACCAAUGGCACCUGCAUCCCCUCACUGCUGCGCUGUGAUAGUGUACCAGACUGCCCUCACGGAGAGGAUGAAUAUGGAUGCCCUGUUAUGCAGUGUGGGUAUGGAGCGUUGGUGUGUGAGAGCACUGUUGGCUGUUUACCGCAACACAGGCGAUGUGAUGGUACUGUAGACUGCCCUCCCUUUAACCCUGACGAGUCCAGCUGCUAUGAGUGCCCUUUCGCUUACUGCCUCAAUGCUGGAACGUGUGUAGUAGGAAACCAUGGGCUUGGGUGCAUCUGUCGAUCAGGAUGGACCGGCAGCCGUUGCCAUGUGCAACAAAAGCCAGCCCCGCCCACUCCUUCUGAUGUGAUUCCUGUGAUUCCAGACACUGAACUAGUGGCAGUGUACGCUGGUGUGGGUAUAGCAGUGAUCCUACUGGCUAUUGCAGUUGCUGUCACAAUACUCUUCUUCCUACAAAGAAAAUACACAGCUAAAGGUUCCAGCUUAAUUGCCAAUGAGGAAAUGGACAAUUCUGGUCACUGGGGAGCAGAGUUUCCAGAUGUGAAAGCCAGAGCCUUUAAGUCCAGUUGGAGUAAAUUUCCCAAGCUUGCCAUCAGUGUUUAUCCAUGGAGAGAUGAACUAGAGUGUCCUGCCAAACCGUCUUUCUCCAACCCACUCUAUGAGGAAAGCAGAAGCUCUGAGGCCUGAGGAUACACACAUGCACAGAAAAAAACUCACACAAUGGCACUACAUGCCCUUGUGGAUAUACUUUCCAUGUAAUCUAAAUCUUCUUGGCUGCAUGACUGUACUUGUACAGUGUCCAAAACCUGUAAACAACAAAAAAAGGAAAGAUCUAUGAAUAUUUAAUUUCUUUAACUCUCAUGGGAAAACACUGAGAGCAACUGCAAAUUAUCAGCUUAUUACUCAACAUUUUAUUGCCUACAUUCAAGCCUUUGGAGAGAAGAGAGUUGCCAUGUUAAGUACUAGGCUUAUAUAAGUCCAUAAUUCUUCAACAAAGAUUAUAAAUCUUCUGUUUAUUUUCUUCUGUGUUUAACAUGUGUGGUUUUCAUAUUAUUCAUAUAACAGACUCGGUUACGCUCUACUGCAAAACAUGGGUUUCAUUUCAGAUCUAAAUCAUUUUCUGUUGAACACCAAUAAAAGUGGACCUGCCACCAAAUCCAGUA
This is a messenger RNA of Colossoma macropomum (tambaqui), 6085 nucleotides long. It is a transcript of the gene malrd1, whose product is annotated as MAM and LDL receptor class A domain containing 1. Gene Ontology annotation, cellular component: membrane. Lineage: Eukaryota; Metazoa; Chordata; Actinopteri; Characiformes; Serrasalmidae. The record is from RefSeq and is a predicted model, not a curated record. Gene Ontology annotation, molecular function: protein binding.